AUGGCGUCUUCACUCUUAAGAAAACACUGCGGUGCAAUUUGCUCGAGCCCAAGAGCAAAACCCUCAGUUUUACACUCUUUCUGUACAAAAAGUCUAUUCUCUGAACAAUCCGAGUCCGACAGCGAGUCUUCCCAUCCCUUUUCAAGUAAGCAGAGGCCUAAUUUCGAUAGACCUCUCGAGAACGGAUUGGACAUCGGCAUUUACAAGGCAAUAUUGGUGGGGCAAGUGGGGCAGAUUCCUAUACAAAAGAGAUUAAAGAGUGGUCGGAUGGUUACACUGCUUUCACUUGGUACUGGGGGCAUUCGAAACAACAGGAGACCCUUAGAUAACGAGGAACCCAGGGAUUAUGCAAAUCGGUCUGCGGUGCAGUGGCAUAGGGUCUCAGUUUAUCCUGAGAGAUUGGGGGAACUUGCGAUGAAAAAUCUUCUUCCAGGUUCCAUCCUGUAUGUGGAGGGGAAUCUGGAGACAAAAAUCUUCAAUGAUCCCAUAACUGGUCUUGUUCGGCGAAUAAGAGAGAUUGCAAUACGCCAGAACGGUCGUCUAUUGUUUUUAGGAAACGGAAGUGAUGCUGAGCAAACAUCGAAAACAGAUUUUAGAGGAGUUGGCUCUCAUACCCUUGAACCAUUGCACCUGUCCAAUGCAAGAGAAGAAAACGUAGGUCUAGAAGACUGUGCAUAUCAAACUCCAGCAAAGUGGGCAUUUCUUGAUGUAGCAAUUAAUGGAGAGCCUGUUGGUCGAAUAAUCAUUGGGCUAUAUGGUGCUAGUUAUAGGAGGAAAGAAUACGUUAAAAUCAUGCCAAACUACAUGCAACAUGGUGAACUAAGAUCUAUGGAGUUGAUGCAGAGCUUGUAA
Fraxinus pennsylvanica is the source of this 852-nucleotide messenger RNA. Lineage: Eukaryota; Viridiplantae; Streptophyta; Magnoliopsida; Lamiales; Oleaceae. The record is from the annotation of a GenBank genome assembly.